This is a messenger RNA of Brettanomyces nanus, 282 nucleotides long. RefSeq lists its product as uncharacterized. The coding region runs from base 1 to 282 and encodes 93 amino acids. NCBI's taxonomy places the organism in Eukaryota, Fungi, Ascomycota, Pichiomycetes, Pichiales, Pichiaceae. The record is from RefSeq and is a predicted model, not a curated record. The transcript is spliced from 2 exons.
AUGGCAGGAACUGACUCUACGCUACAUGCUACGCUACAGGCUACUCUACUCUACGCUACAUGCUACGCUACAGGCUACUCUACUCUACGCUACAUGCUACGCUACAGGCUACAGGCUACAUGCUACUCUACGCUACAGGCUACGCUACAUACUCUACGCUACAUGCGCUACGCUGCAUCUUCUGGGGAGGGACAACGACAGACUGGAAAGCUCAAGAGAACGAGCGGACUUGGAGAUGGAAGAAAAAAAGUGAUGGGGAGAGAGGAAACUCGAGUGGAUUAA